GGACCAUGGGCUCCAUGUUCCGGAGCGAGGAGGUGGCCCUGGUCCAGCUCUUUCUGCCCACAGCUGCUGCCUACACCUGCGUGAGUCGGCUGGGCGAGCUGGGCCUCGUGGAGUUCAGAGACCUCAACGCCUCGGUGAGCGCCUUCCAGAGACGCUUUGUGGUUGAUGUUCGGCGCUGCGAGGAGCUGGAGAAGACCUUCACCUUCCUGCAGGAGGAGGUGCGGCGGGCUGGGCUGGUCCUGCUCCCGCCUGAGGGGAGGCUGCCGGCACCCCCACCCCGGGACCUGCUGCGCAUCCAGGAGGAGACAGAGCGCCUGGCUCAGGAGUUGCGGGAUGUGCGGGGCAACCAGCAGGCCCUGCGGGCCCAGCUGCACCAGCUGCAGCUCCACGCCGCCGUGCUGGGCCAGGGCCAUGGACCCCAGCUGGCAGCUGCCCACACAGAUGCGACCUCAGAGAGGAUGCCCCUGCUACAGGCUCCCGGGGGGCCGCACCAGGACCUGAGGGUCAAGUGAGUGAGGGUUAACCUCUUGUCCUUUCUGGCCAGCCCAGAACCCCUGGCCAGUUGCUGGGCUGGGCCAGGCUGAGCUCCAACUCCUUGUCCAGUGCUCUCCCCUCUGUUCCUGCUCUCAGGCUGCCCCCACCUCCUCCUUCAGGCCUGGAACUUCCCAUAGUCCCAAGCCCUGGCCCUGGGGGGGUCCUCCUCUUCUGGCCCUGCCCGGGAGGCCUCCUGCCUUCCACUGUGGGCAGGGCCAGUGGGCCCAAUUGCCCGAUUACCCAUGCUGGUCAGGGUCCUGCCCGGAGGGCCUGGUGGGGGAGGCAGGGUGGGAGGUUGGAGCAGCCCUGCCCAGCCCCGUGGCCGCCAGCUUUGUGGCAGGUGCCGUGGAGCCCCACAAGGCCCCUGCCCUAGAGCGCCUGCUCUGGAGGGCCUGCCGCGGCUUCCUCAUCGCCAGCUUCAGGGAGCUGGAGCAGCCGCUGGAGCACCCCGUGACGGGCGAGCCAGCUACGUGGAUGACCUUCCUCAUCUCCUACUGGGGCGAGCAGAUUGGACAGAAGAUCCGCAAGAUCACGGACUGGAGGAGGCCCGCCGCGGAGCCCUGCGGCAGCUGCAGCAGCAGAGCCAGGAGCUGCAGGAGGUCCUGGGGGAGACAGAGCGGUUCCUGAGCCAGGUGCUGGGCCGGGUGCUGCAGCUGCUACCGCCGGGGCAGGUGCAGGUCCACAAGAUGAAGGCUGUGUACCUGGCCCUGAACCAGUGCAGUGUGAGCACUACACACAAGUGCCUCAUUGCCGAGGCCUGGUGCUCUGUGAGAGACCUGCCUGCCCUGCAGGAGGCCCUUCGGGACAGCUCGACGGAGGAGGGAGUGAGUGCCGUGGCUCACCGAAUCCCCUGCCGGGACAUGCCCCCCACGCUCAUCCGCACCAACCGCUUCACAGCCAGCUUCCAGGGCAUCGUGGACGCCUACGGCGUGGGCCGCUACCAGGAGGUCAACCCCGCUCCCUAUACCAUCAUCACCUUCCCCUUCCUGUUUGCUGUGAUGUUUGGGGAUGUGGGCCAUGGACUGCUCAUGUUCCUCUUCGCCCUGGCCAUGGUGCUUGCGGAGAACCGGCCGGCAGUGAAGGCCGCACAGAAUGAGAUCUGGCAGACUUUCUUCAGGGGCCGCUACCUGCUCCUGCUCAUGGGUCUGUUCUCCAUCUACACCGGCUUCAUCUACAACGAGUGCUUCAGUCGCGCCACCAGCAUCUUCCCCUCGGGCUGGAGUGUGGCCGCCAUGGCCAACCAGUCUGGCUGGAGUGAUGCAUUCCUGGCCCAGCACGCGACGCUUACCCUGGAUCCCAACGUCACCGGUGUCUUCCUGGGACCCUACCCCUUUGGCAUUGACCCUGUCUGGAGCCUGGCUGCCAACCACUUGAGCUUCCUCAACUCCUUCAAGAUGAAGAUGUCUGUCAUCCUGGGGGUUGUGCACAUGGCCUUUGGGGUGGUCCUUGGAGUCUUCAACCACGUGCACUUUGGCCAGAAGCACCGGCUGCUGCUGGAGACGCUGCCGGAGCUCACCUUCCUGCUGGGGCUCUUCGGUUACCUCGUCUUCCUAGUCAUCUACAAGUGGCUGUGUGUCUCGGCUGCCAGCGCCGCCUCGGCCCCCAGCAUCCUCAUCCACUUCAUCAACAUGUUCCUCUUCUCCCACAGCCCCACCAACCGGCCGCUCUACCCCCGGCAGGAGGUGGUCCAGGCCACGCUGGUGGUCCUGGCCUUGGCCAUGGUGCCCGUCCUGCUGCUAGGCACACCCCUGCACCUGCUGCGCCGCCACCGCCCCCACCUGCGGAGGAGGCCCGCUGGCCGACAGGUGGGACCGGGCCUAAGGUGUAGGGGGCUGCUUGGGAGGAGAGGCCACUGUCCGGAGGAAGACAAGGCUGGGUUGCUGGACCUGCCUGAUGCAUCUGUGAAUGGCUGGAGCUCCGAUGAGGAAAAGGCAGGGGGCCUGGAUGAUGAAGAGGAGGCUGAGCUCGUCCCCUCCGAGGUGCUCAUGCACCAGGCCAUCCACACCAUCGAGUUCUGCCUGGGCUGCGUCUCCAAUACCGCAUCCUACCUGCGCCUGUGGGCCCUGAGCCUGGCCCACGCCCAGCUGUCCGAGGUUCUGUGGGCCAUGGUGAUGAGCAUCGGCCUGGGCCUGAGCCGGGAGGUUGGCGUGGCGGCUGUGGUGCUGGUCCCCAUCUUUGCCGCCUUUGCUGUGAUGACUGUGGUCAUCCUGCUGGUGAUGGAAGGGCUCUCGGCCUUCCUGCACGCCCUGCGGCUGCACUGGGUGGAAUUCCAGAACAAGUUCUACUCCGGCACAGGCUACAGGUUGAGUCCCUUCACCUUCGCUGCCACAGAUGACUAGGGCCCACUGCAGGUCCUACCAGACCUCCAUCCUGACCUCUGAGGCAGGAGAGGAAUAAAGAGGGUCCGCCCUGGGGA
Messenger RNA from Rhinopithecus roxellana (golden snub-nosed monkey), 2950 nucleotides. It is a transcript of the gene TCIRG1, whose product is annotated as T cell immune regulator 1, ATPase H+ transporting V0 subunit a3. NCBI's taxonomy places the organism in Eukaryota, Metazoa, Chordata, Mammalia, Primates, Cercopithecidae. The transcript is spliced from 18 exons. The record is from RefSeq and is a predicted model, not a curated record. Gene Ontology annotation, molecular function: ATPase binding; proton-transporting ATPase activity, rotational mechanism. The coding region runs from base 777 to 2873 and encodes 698 amino acids. Gene Ontology annotation, cellular component: vacuolar proton-transporting V-type ATPase, V0 domain; vacuolar proton-transporting V-type ATPase complex; plasma membrane. Gene Ontology annotation, biological process: vacuolar acidification; proton transmembrane transport.